AGAAGAUCCUGCCUAAAAACACGAACACCUAAAUCCCAGCUGUCCAUAAUCCAAUAGCCUCUCCGACUUCCCUUUCUGCUCAUUCCUCCCCACCCAGCGAAGCAGAGCGAGCGAUCAAGCUGCCAUGGGCUCCUACCUCUCCAGCCUCCUCGGAGCUCCGGCCGCCGACGGCUCGCCGGAAUCGUCGUCGGAGCCUUCCCGCGUCCAGGCGUUCCACUCCACCCCGCGGUGGCAGCUCCACUUCAACAAAGUCAAGGAUACCUCCCAAUUGAUGGUGAUCGAUUUCGCGGCGUCCUGGUGCGGGCCCUGCCGGAUGAUGGAGCCGGCCGUGAGCGCCAUGGCUUCCAAGUUCGCGGACGUCGAGUUCGCCAAGAUCGACGUCGACGAGUUGUCCGACGUGGCGCGGGAGUUCAGUGUGCAGGCAAUGCCGACGUUCGUGCUGGUGAAGAAAGGGAAGGAAGUGGACAGGAUCGUCGGGGCGAAGAAGGACGAGCUCGAGAGGAAGGUCCAGAAGCACAGGGCUCUCAUGGCUUCCAGUUGAGUUCGAUCCCUUUUGCUCUUCUUCUUCAUGGGGAAAAAAAAAUAAAAAUAAAGAACAGAGUUUUUAUUGUAUCUUCAAUUCGACUGUAUUGCGUGUGCAAAUGUUUGCUUUAUCUGAGUUGCGAAGCAUUAGAGGGAUGUUUCAUGUUUUAUCUGGUCUGUAUAACGUUUUCAUGGUAAUUCUAACGUGGGAUCAAUAUCGAUGUUGA
Molecule: messenger RNA, 749 nt
Organism: Eucalyptus grandis
Lineage: Eukaryota; Viridiplantae; Streptophyta; Magnoliopsida; Myrtales; Myrtaceae
Product: thioredoxin H2
Exons: 3
Coding region: 125-541 (138 amino acids)
Source: RefSeq, a predicted model, not a curated record